Molecule: messenger RNA, 1676 nt
Organism: Onthophagus taurus
Lineage: Eukaryota; Metazoa; Arthropoda; Insecta; Coleoptera; Scarabaeidae
Source: RefSeq, a predicted model, not a curated record
GAUCCGAACUGUUUUGCUGAGUGUUUUCUUUUACAUUUUCCAAAAGGAAAAUGUAAUUAUUUCCCGUAAAAAUCUUUGAUGCACAUUUCCAAUCGUGGCCGCUUCAACAUUUCAACCGGUAAGUGCAUAAAAUCACAUAAUUUUCUUUAAAAUGAGCUUCAUUCGCGGCUAACUUCCGUGUGAAAACCCAACGUAACCUGAAAAACUUCACACCAUCAUCAGAUAAGUUUUGCGAUAAAAUUUUUGUUCGGUUAUUCCCUCAUUACGUGCACAAAAUCAAAAUGAAGUGUUAUUACGAAAUUUUACAAGUUGAUUCUGAAGCAGACGACGGAGAAAUUAAAACUGCGUAUAGAAAAUUAGCUUUAAAAUGGCAUCCAGAUAAAAACCUGGAAAAUACAGAAUUAGCUAAAGAACAAUUCCAGUUGGUUCAACAAGCUUAUGAUGUUUUAAGUGAUCGUCAAGAACGUGCUUGGUAUGAUAAACAUCGAGAUUCGAUUUUAUAUGGGGCCAAUUCUGAUUAUCAAGACGAUAGCUUAGAUGUUUUCCCUUAUUUUACAACGUCUUGUUUUAAUGGAUAUGGGGAUGACAAAGAUGGGUUUUAUGGAGUUUAUGGAAACGUGUUUAGUCAGAUAAAUGAGGAAGAUAUGAAAUUUAUGGAUAAUAAAGACGAAUUUAUUAAUUUACCUCAAUUUGGGAACUCUAUGAGUGAUUAUGAUGAUGUUGUAGGUCCUUUUUAUGAUUAUUGGAUGUCUUAUAGCACUAAAAAAACGUUUACUUGGUUGGACCCAUUUGAUAUACGAGGAAUUGGAACUAGACGAGCUGCUAAAUUAGCUGAGAAAGAAAAUGAGAAGGUUCGACAAAAAGCGAGGAGAGAAAGAAAUGAGGAAAUUAGGAAUUUAGUGGCUUUUGUAAGAAAAAGAGAUAAAAGGGUUCAAGCUUACAGAAAAAUUUUAGAAGCUAAGAAAGUUGAAAAGAGGGAAAAACAACAAAGAUUAACAAAAGAAAAAAAAUUAGAAAGGAUUAAACAAUUAAAUGACUCAGGUAACCAAGCCGAAUGGAUGAAUUUUGAUAAUGUUAAAUCAGAAUUAGAAGAACUUGAAAAAAAUUUAGGAAAAGAAUUCGGUGAUGUUUCAACAGACACAGAUGAUGAAAUUAAUGAAGAGGAAUUAAAUAAUCUAUAUUGCGCCGCUUGUAAUAAAAUGUUUAAAAAUCCAAAUGCCUUUAGGAAUCACGAAACUAGUAAAAAACAUAAAGAAAAUGUUAUUAAAUUAAAAGAAAUUAUGUUGGAAGAUGAGGAAGAAUUCGAAGAUGUUGAAUCUGAUUUAGAAAUAAUUGAAGAAAUUCCACAAAAAUCGAAAAAGAAAAAUAAAAGUAAAAAAAAUAAAAAUGUUUUUGUUCCUAAAACUGAAUAUGAAGUUGAAAAUGAUAUGGAAAAUGAAACUUUGAAUGCAAAUGAUUCAAUUGAUAUAGAAAAGGAUCAAAAUGAAGAUGCUCCUGUGAAGAUUAAAAAAGAAAAACGAAAGAAAAACAAAGUUAAUAAAGAAAGUUCCGGUUCGAAUGGUGCAAUUAAAAAAGAAAUUAAUACUGAUUUGUGUUGUGCUAAAUGUAAGAAUGAAUUUCCUACCAAAAAUAAAUUAUUCGAUCAUUUGAAGAAAACNAGGGACCAAACUACAUAA